CUAAACGAAGAUGGCGUCCAUCGAGACAAUCUCGACGUCUGAAGAAAUUUCUCCGCGUUUCCAAAAGCUUCUUCGAGGAGUGUCCGAUGAACUCAGUCCCGAAGAACUAAGGCAUGCCGUAUCGUCCAUAAAAACUAAUUUUAGGGGCAAGUUUGAAGAUCAAGGAGAACAAGAUUUGUACUCAUGCCUCCAAUUAUUUGCUAAGCAAGGUCUUGUAUCGGAGGACAAUCUGACUUUGUUGGAGGGGUUUUUAAGCCCGAAAGCGUCCAAGAAAAAGUCGCUAAAGGAAAAAAUUCAACAAUUUAAGGAAAACCGCCAACAAGAAGUCAGUUCUGGAAAGGAAGAACCAGGUUUGACCGGUAGGGAACGUGACCUAGAGAAAGUUAUGGCAAUGUUGACAACAGGAAGUUCGCGUGUUGUCAAUUUGCAUGGAAUUAGUGGAGUAGGCAAGACGAAAUUGGCAAUAGAAACUGUUUCAAAGUGGCCGGGGAGGAAAUUCAAGGCCGAUUUUAGAGAAAUCACUGAGAUGAAAGACGUUCAUUUUCACGUUUUAAACGCUUUAGCACCAGACAAAACGAACAUAAGCUUCGAAGCAAAUCUAGUAGUGGAAUUAAUGCAACAGUUGAGGCAAGCAGAGCAAAACAGUGACAUAUUGCUGUUCCUUGAUAACGUCGAUAAAUUUGCAGGAGGAGAUGAUGAAGCUUCCACCUUCCUUAAUGCCAAUUUUGUGAAAUUUCUGCAAGGACUUCUAGGUCCAAAGGAUUAUCCGGGGAAAUCGAAACUGAAGAUUUUGUUGACAUCAAGAUCAACACUUCGUCACGCGAAGUUGGCCAACUUUGACAAUUACGAAGUUAUGGCUUUAGAGAAAAUUUCAUCAAGUGUCUUAUUCCAAAAUCAGGGAAUUGGCAGCGUUCGAGAGGAUCAAAUGGAGAAACUGCUGCAGAUUUGCCAAGGGAAUCCCCUCAUCAUCAAGGGAAUGGCAGCAAUCUUGAGGCAACAAAUAACCAAUGACACCAGGAUUUUGGAAACGAUUGAGCAGCCACUAGCAGCCGAGCCACCAGAGUCGGGAAUACCAGCAGCAGAGGAGAGUCGAGAGAGAGACGUAUUUGACUCCGAAAAGGAAGGCAUUGAUAAAGAGCAAGAAAGCUGUUUAAGAAAAAUGUUUUUCUUCUUGCCUAGUAAACAGUUAAAAGAUUCUGCCAUUUCGAUGUCACUGUUCUGUCGCUCUUUCUCUGUCGAAGCAGCAGCCGAAGUCCUUGGAGUGGACUCGUCAGAAGCGGUUAUACAACUAGAAGGUCUCAGGAAUAGUGAAGUGCUAACGAUAGACCCUGACGUGAAAGAACUCACCUAUGACAUUCACCCUCUGGUGCGAACAUUUCUGAGAAGCAUUGGUAGUAACCAAAAAAUGUUCGUCAAAGUUUACGAGAAGGCAAAAGGCAGGUUUCAUACAUAUUUCAUGUCCAAAAUGAUAGACAUUUCAAGGCUUUUGGACAAAGACUACAUGAAUGCCUUCGAUAAUUUUGAUCUUGACAAACCAAACUUUGAACUUGCUUUGGAUAUUUCUUUCAAGUCAGACCAUCUUCUUAUCCCAAAAGAGCAUCGUGAAAGUGUUAUGAUCUUUUAUCUCUUCGAGGCCAUGCUUGACGAAAAAGCAAGAAAGAACAUUUUUAAUUGCUGGGCCGAAAAGGUCGAGGAUGAUGGAAAGGAAGGUUCCUUGCUUCGAGCAGAACUAAAAUGCCGCGAAACGUUGUUGGUUCUUAAACUUGAAGGAUGGCAGAGAGCAUUGACGGUCGCGAGGAGAGCGAAAGAGUCGCUUAGCAAAGUGCAGAAGGAAACUAAGAGCACAGAUUCCUUUAGGUUGACCAAGAGUUCCUACCUGUUCUCUUGGGGUGAAGUAUAUUACAGAGCAGGGAAUAUGUCAAAGUCACUGAGGAUUUUUCACAAGGCGCUGAAGAUAAUGGAAAAUGAACUUCACAGCCAUACAAGCACUUCAAGGUGCUUAAACGGCAUUGGAAACUGCCACAACAAGCUAGGACAGUAUGACGAGGCCAUAAAGUACUACAUGAGAGCAUACGAUAUGAGACAACAGCUCUCUGGCUCAGUGAAACAUUUUGACAUGCCCUUCUUCAAAGGACAGAUCGGGACGGUUUAUGAAGGAAAGAAACAAUUUGAAAAGGCAAUCGAAUACUACAAAGAAGCCUUAGAGCUCGCUAAGGAACUAAAAAUCCCAGGCAUGGUGAACACUGCCCAGUACAAUCGAAACAUUGCUAAUGCGUACUGUUGGUUGCAAAACUUUAAAGACGCCUACCAACCUGCAAAGAACGCUUUCGAGAUCCGGAAGGCCAUUUUGGGAAGGCACCCUGACACUGCUCGAAGUGCUUUCCAAAUGGCGCAGAUUUGUCGAUACUCGGAGGACUCUGACGCAGCGAAAGAGUUUUAUGAGGAAGCAUGGGAGAUUGAGAAGUCUCUGGGCCAAGGAAACCACAGCGAGGUCAUGGUCAGAAUCGUUGAGAGCUCCGAAGGGUUCUUUCUUGAAGGAAAGAGGAAAGAUCAGUUUCGACAAGAAGUAUUCGACUUUUUUCUACGCUACUGGGACGAAGAAAGAGCCUUCGAAGGGUUUGAAUUUUCUCUCGCCAAUAAGACAGUUAUUGAUUCAAUAAACGAAAGGCUUGGUGAAUUUGGCGACCGUCAAACACAGGAGAGAUACCAAAAAGAAGCUCUAUGGUUUUAUGAAGGCGCGUGGAAUUCACCCGACGCGAGAAAGUUACCAGACACCGUCAGAGAGGAAAUUCUGCAAACUCUCUGUAGGCUCUGUAAACAGCUUCACGAGAAAAGUAAGGCCGAAAAGUACAGUAACGAAGCCUUUCGAUUUUAUGAAAAGAAGUGGAAAAAAAACAAGGUCGGAAUGUCAAAGCGCGAUAGAAUCGACAUUCUCACCACUCUUGUAGAUAUGGCUUCAACACAGACGAAAGAGAAGAAGAAACAAAAGUAUAAGAGUUUGUUAAAGAAAGCCAAACAGAGUGGAACUUUGAUGGGAACUGUAAAAGGAUUCCUUUCUUUUGGAGCAAAAGCUGAACAGCUGUCUAGUGAGGACGAUGACGAUGACGAUGAAGUUGACAUUCCUUCCGAUGAUGAUGAUGAUGAUGAUCUCGAUAGUAACAGUGGUAGCGAAGAGAUUCCAGAGGCCAGUGGGCAAGUGCAACAACUAACAAUUCAGGAAGAAGAUGGCGAAGAGUUAGAAAGUGAGCAGGAACAAGAACCAGAUAGGAUAAAGAUACACGAAGGAACACUCACUAGCGAGGACGUGCAUUGGAACAUCAAGCUAGGGGCUGUAGAUCUAGCCUUCCCUUGUGAUGCUGUUUCUGAGCUCACCAUGAUAACGGUCCAUCGAUGGAAACCAACGGUCCUGUCCCCGCCUUUGCGGGAGCACGAGGCUCUCGUCAGCAACGUAAUUGAAAUUUCUUCGAACAGUCACGAAGCUUUCAAAUUCGAAGCUGAGGUUAAGAUGUCAUUCACUCACAGUUCUCCCGGCCUACACGGCUACGAGUUGGUGUUGUACAAACGGAUUGACAACGAGACCGGUGCAUGGGAAGAAAUGACCAAUGUGGAAGACUUCAAAACUAUCUCAGAUUUUGAAGAAGAAUACCAAUCUAGCCAAGACAUUCCCAAUUUACACUUUCCUAUUGUGCAAGCGGAUAUAACAGAAUGUGCCACAUAUGCUGUUGUGAGUCGUCUGCAUCUUUCCCCUGAAUUCACGAUCACAUCAAAUGGUGGUUCCUUUUUCAUGCCUGAAUAUCCAAGUAUAGGUAUUACUAUCCCGGAAAAGGCUGUUACUUCGAAAACAAGGAUUCCUCUUCGAAUGAAGGUGCAAGAAGUACCAGGUGAAGAGUUUAAGGCUAACGAUAUACUUAUUGGACCUAUACUGCGAAUAGUUUGCGACGAAACGGUUGAGUUCUUGAAGCCUGUUACCAUAACGCUGCCAGUUUCGUUGGGAGACACACACCAUGACUUUCCUGAUCCAACGGCAUGCCGGGUAAGAAUAUUGUUUUUGAGUUCUGAUGGUGAACAGAGGGAAUGGAAGGAAAUCACUGACGAUUUGAAGAACCCAGUGACGUUUGACGGCAUGACAGUUAAAUUUCAGGUGGAACGCUUCUCUGGGUAUUCGUGUCUUAUUGACUGGUGUGCAGAUAGCUUCAGUUAUCAAAGCGUUAGCGGAUAUCUAUCGAGACUUAUUCGGAUCCAACAUCAGCUGGCAGUUUUCUUCGCCUACUUCCCUCUGGAAGACCGCCCUGAUUCUCAAGACAUCUUGUACCUAAUUUGCUGCCCGUCUCAACUUAAAGAAAAGGUGCGGGCUGAAAUUACGAAUCAAGCUAAUGCGCCUACUCUGAGCGAUUCAAGCUCCCGCAUCAGUAUGAUUCCUGGGCGUGAUAGGGCUUACGUCUCCCUCAUAGGAGGGAUCAGAGCGAUUGAGGAAGAAGACAUGGACGAAUUUUAUCUCCA
Messenger RNA from Pocillopora verrucosa, 4500 nucleotides. The record is from RefSeq and is a predicted model, not a curated record. Lineage: Eukaryota; Metazoa; Cnidaria; Anthozoa; Scleractinia; Pocilloporidae.